AUGUCAUCCUUGAAUCAGAAGCAAAUAGAACAAUAUUUAGCUCAAAUUAAUGACGGAGAGAGAUCUGAAGAUGAUCUUGAGGAGUCUGAUGCAGAAGAACAUGAAAAUUUUUAUGAAAACCGAGAAGAUAUACUUCGUGAUCAUGAGAAUCCUAUUGAGGAGGAAAAUGAUGAAGAUGAUGAUGAUACUAUCUUAGCAGAAGACCCACCAUUGACAAAUGAAAACCCUGCAAAUGAUCAAGUGCCUCAGGUUCCAUUUCCAUCAACAAGUCAAGCCAGUCGCCGAGCUACCAUGAAAGGACUUGUUUGGAAGGUGAAAAAGUUUGUUUUGAAUUCUGACCAGACUACUUUUCUUGGCAACACCACAUACCCACCAGAACUGAGGGAUCAAACUACUACUGCUGUAAGUUGGAAGGACAAUAAACGGGCACCUUCCUAUGUUGGUGCAGAACCUGUUACUCUAGUAGAAAGAUUUGACAAAGUUAAUAAGACCAGGAUCAAGAUUACAUGCCCACGUGUAAUAAAAGAGUAUAAUGCCCAUAUGGGCGGGGUGGAUCUUCUGGAUAGCUUCAUUGGUAGACUGGAACUAGCUGAGGUUCUAGCUAAUAUAAAUAAUGCAUCUGAACUCUGUCACAAACGAGGAAGGCCCAGCACUAGUAACAGCGUUGAAAUGGCAAUACAAGCCAAGAAAAGUAGAGGACCAGUUCAGCAUGUUCCACCUAAAGAUAUCAGGACAGAUAAUGUUGGUCACUGGCCUGAUGAUUGCGCCCGCAGUAGAUGCAAAAUGCCUGGGUGCAAGGGAUAUACACAAAGUGUAAGAAGUGUGGAGUAA
Parnassius apollo (apollo) is the source of this 831-nucleotide messenger RNA. The record is from the annotation of a GenBank genome assembly. NCBI's taxonomy places the organism in Eukaryota, Metazoa, Arthropoda, Insecta, Lepidoptera, Papilionidae.